AUGAAGUCGCACGAGCGAUGGUCGCAUAGGUCUCUCUCUGUCUCUCUGGACACCAUCCCUGCGAUCCAGCGCAACGCCCAAACCAUCCAGCAGAUACCUCAUAACUCCUUCGUAAUAAUGGUUGCGUCCAACCCCGCCUUUGGCAAAAGCAUCAUCUCGCUCGUUCUGAGCGCUCACGCAAACGGCCUGCAUGGACACUACCACAGCCCGAGCAGCCCAUGGCUGCAGUAUUGGUGUAGGGGUCUGUCUAAUCGCAACUCGACGCAAAUGCACGGAUGA
Messenger RNA from Podospora pseudocomata, 279 nucleotides. RefSeq lists its product as uncharacterized. NCBI's taxonomy places the organism in Eukaryota, Fungi, Ascomycota, Sordariomycetes, Sordariales, Podosporaceae. The transcript is spliced from 3 exons. The coding region runs from base 1 to 279 and encodes 92 amino acids. The record is from RefSeq and is a predicted model, not a curated record.